This is a messenger RNA of Acanthamoeba castellanii str. Neff, 2436 nucleotides long. Its product is annotated as protein phosphatase 2c-related protein. The transcript has 13 exons. NCBI's taxonomy places the organism in Eukaryota, Discosea, Longamoebia, Acanthamoebidae. The record is from RefSeq and is a predicted model, not a curated record. Bases 1 to 2436 code for a protein of 811 amino acids.
AUGAGCGGGGCGAAGGAGAAGAAGCAGCGGAGCAAGGAAAAGGCAAAGCCGGAGGAGAAGGAGAAGGAGAAGAAGAGCAACAAGAGUCGAAGCGAGGGCGAGGGCGAAGAGCCGACCAACAAGAUCAAGCGGCGGCGCAGCUUCAGGUUGAGCAGAGGCGCCACCAACAAGGAGGUGAACAAGGCCUUCGCCAAAGAGGAGGAGAAAGCGAAGGAGAAGGAGAGCAAGCAGAAGAGGCUCUCCAAGUCCACGUCCGCCAUCGCCUCUGCUGCCCUUACCGACCGGCACGUGAAGAGCGACGGCGACGAGCCGGAGAAGGGAGGCGACAAGUCAGGGGGCAGCCGUAUCCAUCAUAAGAAGAAGGCGGGCCAAGAAGAAGGAGAAGUGAGCAAGAAGAAGUCAACGCAAGUUGUCGAUAAGGAGCCUGGGUCUUCUUCUUUCGUCACAGCGGCGGACAGCAGCGAUAACAAGGACAUCAUGGAAAAGGACAGGGGGAAGCGGAAGAGUAAAUCGGAUGACGAAUGGGAGAGGGUGAAGCGCCUGAUCGACGAGGCAGAAGCGCAGAAGGGGCGGGCAGUGAAGGAGGCCGAGGUCGUGGAUGAGGCGGUGGCCUACUACGCCCAGAAAGCGGAAACGCCCAGGAAGGACGGCACGGCCGCAUCGAGCUUUGCGCCCGCAUCGUCGUCAUCUUCAUCUUCCAGGAAGCGGUUAACGGUAUCCCUCGGCCCUGGCGCCUCGCCUCGGAGCAAUGCGAUGGGCAGCAACAGAAUGAAUACGAACGCGCGUCGAGUCUCGAAUGAGCUCAACAUCAAGGUCCAGCAAUUCAACAUCGAGAAGGAGGGCGUGUUCAAGAGCUUCAAGUAUCAACAGCUGCCACCCCUGCGCGUCAAGCCCCUCUCAUCGCAGUCAAAUGUGAUCGAAUUGUUCGGCCCCAGCGAUGAGCCGGGAGCCGCGAAUCGGGCGGAGAUGCUGCCCUCAGGCGACGUCUACUGCCGCGCCAUCUCGACCUACCCCUGGGACAUGCAUGCCUCGGCCCAGGCCGAGAAGGCCGCUGCCGCCGCCGUGGCGGCCGACCCUGCGGGAGGGCUGAACACUAACUGGAGCCAGGUGUUCGAGGGCGUCAACAUCGUUUCCUCGGCUGAUGGCAAGACCAAGGCCGGAGCCCGACCCAAGGUCUUCGCCAACCGCACGCUGGUCGCACUUGCCGACGGCUGCAACUGGGGAGAGAAGCCCAAGAAAGCUGCUCAAACGGCGUGUCAGGCCUUCCUGGAACACAUGAAGAGCAAGUUCGGCCAGGUGAACGAUAUCAAGACGGCGGGCCACUACAUGCUCCGCGCUCUGGCCCAUGCCCACACGCAGAUCAUGAACACCUGCGCUCGCGACGCCCAGGCCAGCGGCAAAACGAUGAAGGUGACUGAUGGCGGCACCACCACGCUGUUGGGCGGCAUCCUUUUGGAGCUGGAGGAGUCCGAAGCGGAGCAGUUGGGCAGCCAGUGGGUGUUCGUCUGCGUGAGCGUGGGCGACUGCAAGGCCUAUCUCUACUCCCCGUCCUCCAGGCAGGUCAUCGACGUCACUCGCGCCGGCAAUCGCUCGGCCAAGGCGGACAUGAGCGAUCCUGGUGGCCGGCUGGGACCCACCGUUGGUCGCGGAGGCGACGCCGAUUUGCGCAAUCUGGGCCUGUACAUGGCCCCGUGCGAAGAGGACUCGCUGCUUCUGGUGGUGUCUGACGGCGUACACGACAACCUCGACCCCGAGCACUUGGGCCUCAGCCCCAACGACGUGGGCGUGGACCAGGACAAGUGGGACAGCAACUUCGAGGCCCUCGAGAAGGCGAAGCACCUCUUCCGUUCGAGCUGCCUCAUGCAGAAAAUUCGCGGCUCCAACGAGGAGGUGCGACCCACGCCUGAGGAUGCGGUCAACCGGCUGUUGGAUCACUGCAAACACGUCACCCAAAGGUCGCGUCAGUGGAUGAUGGCCAAUCCGACGAGGCGAUUGCCCAAUGAUCACAUCAACUUCCCCGGCAAGAUGGACCACACGAGCUGCAUUGCUGUGACCGUGGGCAGGCGGCAGCAGCCCAAGGAGGGCGGAAGCUCCAUCAUUAUGCCGGCCCCCGUCCAAGCUAACACGCCCAUCACAGUCACCGUGGCACAGAACGAGCAGCAAGUCGCGGUCGUCUGCCGCACGCUCUUGAUCAACAACCUUUCGUGCUCGGUGCAGGGCAGGAAGAUCGAGUUCACGCUCCGCAACCCCGACGCCACGGCCACCAAGUCGGCGUCGAUCGUGCCCUCGGGCUUCCGCGUCGUCGGCGACAACGAGGUCGAGGCCAAGAAGUGGAAGCGCGUCGUGGACCUUCCGUGCCGCGUCGCCCUCGACUCCCAGCAGACCAAGCAGCUCGACGACCACACCAUCCUCUUCACCUUCACCAAGGCCCUCUGA